AUGACGGGCGGCCGAGACCCUGCGAAUGACGGCUGGGAGCUGGGCGGCAGCAAGCUUCCGAAGUUGCCUGGGCCGCUUGGCGACAUCUAUUACGCUGAUUCCUUCAUCUCCGAGGAGGAGGAGACCCAGCUGAUGCACUGCGCCGUCCACGAGAAGGUGCCGCCGUGGACGACGCUCUCCGGCAGGCGCUUGCGCGUGUACGGUGGCGUCGUGGGCAAGCGCGGGCUCGUGGCCGACCCGCGCGGCCUGCCCAGCUGGAUGCAAGUCCUCCUCGACCGCAUCCACGAUGGAACGCGCGCGUUCCAGGACGGAGACGGCGCGGACGACCCUGCGCCCACAACAGGCGCACCAACAACAGUACCUCCCUGUUCUCCCCCGAACCACGUGCUGCUCAACGAGUAUCUGCCGGGCCAGGGCAUCAUGCCGCACGAAGACGGACCAGCGUACCACCCGGUGGUCGUCAUCGUGUCGCUCGGUGCGAACGCGAUCCUCCGGUUCUACAAGACGCGAGACGCGAGCACAGCUGGAGCAGGUCAGGGGCCGCCGUCAACGACGGACCUGCCCGUGAUGUCCGUGUUCCUGCGGCCGCGCUCCGUGAUCGUGUUCAAGGGCGACGCGUACACGCGCCACAUGCACGGCAUCGACGCCGCGGAGAGCGAGACGGUGGACGCGACAGUGGCGAACUGCGCUCAAGCACAGGUGCAGCUGGGGGACAAGGUGCCACGUGGCGGGACGAGGCUGAGCCUGACCGUGCGGAGAGUGAACCGAAUCAUCAAGGGGCUGUCGAACCUCCUGAAAGGCAGUACCCGCGGCCCGGGCUCGCUGCAUUGA
Molecule: messenger RNA, 831 nt
Organism: Pedinophyceae sp. YPF-701
Lineage: Eukaryota; Viridiplantae; Chlorophyta; Pedinophyceae
Source: the annotation of a GenBank genome assembly